This is a messenger RNA of Lepisosteus oculatus (spotted gar), 533 nucleotides long. The record is from RefSeq and is a predicted model, not a curated record. NCBI's taxonomy places the organism in Eukaryota, Metazoa, Chordata, Actinopteri, Semionotiformes, Lepisosteidae.
AAUAUACAAAUGAGGAAAGCGUGCUGCUGAAUUAGAGAGUAGCUUUGUGAGACUUUUUUUCCAGCGAAGCGAGAGAAGAAUGAUUACAUUCCUGCUGCAGUCUUCAAUGUGCCAGAGUUAGAGAGUGGAAUAGGAAAUGAACUGCAGUUCAAUGACCCUCCAUGGCCUGAGCAAUGGGAGCUGGAAGAAAAGAACUACCUAACGAUGUCACACAUCUGAAAGGAAUUCGGCUCCUUGAUGGGCCUGUGACAGCUGCUUCCCUCAUAUACCGUAAUAACUAUAUCGAUAUCUGUAGCUUGUGCUGGAGCCCGAAGGACAACAGCAGGGAAUUUGAUGGCCUAGGACAACUGAAUUUCAGGGCAUUAAUGUAUGGAAAAGAGAAGGGCCAUGGUGGUAAAGGAAAUAUUUUUAUCUGGGCCUCAGGAAAUGGCGGUCUGGCUAACGAUCACUGUGGUGCUGAUGGCUAUGUGAACAGUAUUUACACAGUGGCAACUGGAGCCGUCACUAAGCUGGGACUAUGGACCUUUAACUGA